Lampris incognitus (smalleye Pacific opah) is the source of this 1670-nucleotide messenger RNA. RefSeq names its product F-box protein 4 (gene fbxo4). Gene Ontology annotation, cellular component: SCF ubiquitin ligase complex. The transcript has 7 exons. Gene Ontology annotation, biological process: protein polyubiquitination; SCF-dependent proteasomal ubiquitin-dependent protein catabolic process. Bases 1 to 1221 code for a protein of 406 amino acids. The record is from RefSeq and is a predicted model, not a curated record. Gene Ontology annotation, molecular function: protein binding. NCBI's taxonomy places the organism in Eukaryota, Metazoa, Chordata, Actinopteri, Lampriformes, Lampridae.
AUGGCGGGGAAGACUCGGCAACUCUACGAGUCUGCGGUGAUACGCAGUCUCCGACGCUUUAGAGACCGAUACCUCUCCAAAGCAGGUAACGCCGCAAUCGGUGACGUCACACCGGCUGACCCCGACGAGGAAAACCCGCCGUUUGGUUUCCUGAACGACUUACCGGUGGAUGUGCAGUUCCUCAUCAUGACCCGGCUGUCUCCUGCAGACAUCUGUCGCCUGGGAGCCACCAGUCACUACUGGAGGGCCAUGGUGCGAGAUCCGUUACUGUGGAGGUAUUUUCUGCUCAGGGACACGCCCCGUUGGCCCUCCAUCGACCAUGUGAGCAUGCCCCACCUUGAGGCCCUGGGUUCCCCUCUGUGCAGCGGAGACACAACUCUGGAGGAUGAAGUGGAAUGGGGAGACAACAGGAAACAGUUAAAUGUCGAUUAUAUGGCAGAAUACCUAAAGGGCUGCCCAACCUGUAGACAACGAUGGCUACCUCCUCGGCCUCCAUAUGAGGUUGUCACGUCAUUCCUCCAGUCUCUGGUGCCGAUGUCUGAGCCACGCUAUGCCAUGUUUGGCCCUGGCAUGGAACAGCUGGAUGUGUCCAUGGUGACGAGGCUCAUGCAUGCCCCAGAUGUGCUUCCUGUGGCAGGCAUUCCCCAGCGACAGAUCAACGGAAUUGGCUCAGGGAUCAGUUACACGUACAAUAAUCAACAAAAAUUCAAUAUACUGACUCUCUACUCGACUAAUAGGGCAGAGAGGGAGAGAGCCAGAGCGGAGCAGAUGAGUGCCAGUAAUAAACUAUUCACCUUGGAUGGAGAGGAUCCAUCAGGCCACCCAAUCUUCAGCCUGGCCUCUCAGGUCCAAAAGGUGUGCCAAGUCGUGGAUGGCUUCAUCUAUGUGGCCAAUGCAGAAUGUGGGAGAGAUGAGGGGGAGUUAGAAGCAGCUCAGAUCCGGGCAGCGCUGAGUCCUGCCUGGGGCGCAACCUCCAGGCCUCUCCUGGUGCUUUCCUGUGUCUCCAGGGAAGAUCCUGAGCCAACUGUGACUGCUAGUGUGGGAUCUAGCUGCACACGAAACAGGGCCAAGUGCAGAACCCCCUGUGUGGACAUGGCCCAAAGACUCUGCCUGCCUCAGCUGCCUAACCCUUGGAUGGUACAGGACACAGUGGCAGAAUCUCUCUCAGGUCUUCUGGAUGGCAUUUCCUGGUUGCUGAGGUGCUCUGGAGUAAGACUCUAAUAUGUACUACUGGGAAAUAGGACAUCAAAUCAUAUACCUUAUUUCUUCCACAGUCUUAACAGCAGGACACACCUUCAAGCCUUCAUCAGUGUACUAAAUUCACAGCAGAUCUUCCAGAGUUGGAGUACUCUUGACUUGCAGCACAAACAAUGCACUAGUCAGUGGAUCUCAUUAUUUUUGAAUCCUUACUCAUCUUGGGGAGCUGACCAAGAGUACAUUUGUUACACCAAGAGCCAAGGAUAGGCGUUUUCAAGGGGAGGGAGGCUUACACACAUGCAUACACUCAAACAUCUUGGAUCACUGGCAAGUGCACUCACAAUUGGGUAUCGUUGGACAUUUAGGUUGCUCCAGUGGAGUAGUAGGGGAUAACGGCAUUCCUGAAACAUAUAUUAGGGUUUGGGGAUUUCUAUCGACAACAUUCCAGUCACAAAUCAGGCUCCCCAGCCUUC